GCUCUAGGGUCUGAAGCCGGCCUAGGGUCUCGCCAGCGAGCUCCGUGGCUCCCCUGCCCCCGAGCCAAGCUGUGCCCCGGCCCGCCGGCUGGGGGCGCGCAGCGCUCGCGUAACCCACAGCCCCGCCCCCACCGCGGUCUGGCGCGAGCCCCCAGCGGCCCCGGCCCCGCCUGGGCUGAGGGCUUUGGCGGCGCGAGCAGUUCUUGCUGCGCCCGGUGGGGAACGGGACAGGCCCCCAGCCCCUGCCGCGUUACGUCCAUGCGGGGCGCCUCCCCCGGCUUCAGCGGAGCAGGAAGGACCGCGCUGAGCCGGCUUCGGCCGCCGCCUCAGCCAGGCCCGCGGGCGCGCCUGGGAGAAGAGCGGCUCGCGGGCGCCGGCCGUUGGUUGGUAACGGACCGGCCUCGCGCGCACCCAGCAGAGCUCGACUGACUGGCCCGGGCCGGCCCCGCUGGUGUCUGGGUUUACAGCUGUAACAUGGCUGUCACAAUAAAAGAAUGUCUUCAGCUUCAGCUGUUGGAAAUGGAAAUGCUCUUUUCAAUGUUUCCUAAUAAAGGAGAAAUAAGCCUUCAGGACAAAAAUGCUCUUUCUUAUGUCCAGAUGUACUUGAAAAAUAUAAAAGAAGGACUACCACCUCGGAUUGAAUAUUCAAUUUCUGUUGAUAUUGAUGAGCCAAAGGUAAAAGUAGACUUGCAUGUAUCCUUGCCUCACAGCUACCCUCAUUCAGCACCGCAACUAUUUGCAAGAUCAAAUGCACUAGACAGACAGAAUCAACUGCAGCUCAAUAAACAUCUCACUUCUCACAUCAGUUCUUUGGAUUUAGGUGAACUGUGUGUAUGUGCAGCUGUGCAGUGGGUACGAGACAACAGUGCAUCUUAUUUCCAAAACAGUAACGUCUCUUUUGAAACUGCUCCAAAAGAAAAGGCAAUAAAAAUAAUUUUUCAUAGAAUGUGGAUCUAUAGCCAUCAUAUAUAUAGACAGGAACUGAAAAAGAAAAUCUUUGAUUGCGCAAAGCAAUUAAAUUUGACUGGUUUCUGCCUAACAGGGAAACCUGGUAUCAUCUGUGUGGAAGGGCUCAAAGAAAACUGUGAGGAGUUCUGGCAUGUUAUUAGAUAUCCUAACUGGAAACACAUUUCCUGCAAACAUGUUGAGAGUAUGGAAACUGAAGGAAAUGGGGAUAAGCUUCAUCUCUUUCAUACUUUUGAAGAUUUACAGUUCCAGGCACAUGGUGAUUAUGGACUGAGGAAUGACUAUCACAUGGACCUUGGCCAAUUCUUAGAAUUCCUUAAACAGCAUCAAAGUGAACAUAUUUUUCAAAUAUUAUUUGGUGUUUAAGGCAAACAUUCAGACAAUCAAGUGCAUAACUAGUUUUAAUUUUGCACAACGUUACAAAUUAUUUUUUUUAAGUUCAUCCAGGGAUAUACUAUGAUUAAAAACUGAGUGAAAUUGAUAUACUGUGCUUAUAGCUAUUAUAAUAAGGGAAACUAUGUAAAGUAAGAAAAUCAUGGUGCAAGGAUAGACCUUUUGCUUUUGUUUUAAAUACAUCAUAAGUAAGACCCUUCGUUUUCAGUUUAAACCAAUUUUUACCAAAAAAAUCCUGGGUUUUCAAAAGUACUUGGUUUUUUUUCUGAUUUUUGACCUCCUUUUGUAUCAUUCAACUAUAUAAAAAUUUGUUUUAUUAGGAAAAUACACUACAUUGUAUGAGCUAUAUGUAUUACAGUAAUACAUUAGUCUGUGUGUAUAUGCAUGCAAGCUCUGAAGUGUAAAAGUACUGAUGAAUCUCAUGCCCACCAUGUACACAUUUCGAGCCGUUAGAUAACGGUUGAAAAAUUUGACACUAAAAUUUGAAGAAAACUAUGAUUUGUAUCAGAAUAUGUUUCAGAACAUAAGGAAGUAUUCAAAAGAAUCAAAAGAGGAGAAAAGGAUGAAGUAUGUGCUGCAAAUGGUGUGACCCAAUUAUUAAAUUUGCAGCCAAUACCGUGAAAGGCAUGAUAAAAUGAAAAAAAUACCGACAGGAUCUCAGUGUAUAAUGAAUGGAAAAAAGUGUUGUAAGCUGAUAUAUUGGGGCUAUUCUAGUGGCACAAAACAGCCUAAACAUAAAGGCAGCAAAUCCAGCUUUCAGCGAUUCUUCUCAGUGCAGGGAGAGCUUCAGAAAAGAUACCAUUUAUGGUAUAGACGGACAUAUACAUCCAGCAUAGGGGAAAUUGUUGAUUAAUAAAUGCCAUUUCUACGCCAAUAAUGAAUCCAGAACAAUGCAGGUGAUGACUGAUGUCCCAACAUGAUUAAGUGCAGGUGUACAACGAUAACCCCUUCUACGCAAGGAUAAAUGUCAUUGCCAGUAACCACAAGACUUGGCAAACAUAAUACAAGGCCAUUUUUCAUCUGCAGCAAGAGGAAAUGGUUCCAGGGGAGACCACAAGAAGUUGUGCAGGUCUGUCAUGUGGUUAGAACUGACUGAGCUGCUUUGGUUUACAGGAAACCAGUUUCUCUUCUCUCACCCUUGAUUAUAGGGAAUUUUCACAGAUUUAUCCACUACUACAGAUUUCGUAAAUGACUGAAACACAGUGUUUUAAGUGGAGAGGGUUAUGUCCUCAUGUGCUUAUAUGGGUUUUAAGUAUGUUCUUAGAACUACUAUCACAGAAAUACUGAGAUAAAUGCACCUGAUUUCCUUCUUGGGUGAAAUAUAAAACCCACCACCUCUCACAGGUGCAGUAAAAUUAGCCACUUUUGGCAUGUCCAUGAUGAAGCUAGUGCACAGUCAAUGAGACUUUGAAGAUUGCUGUUUUUAAAUUCUCCAGCAGAUGUCAUUGCAGUCUACAAAUGCGUUUUUGAGGAUUAAUUGGUAAUUAGCAUGUGCUAAUCUCUGGAAGCUGAUUGGCUGAGCUUGAGUAUCACAUGUCGGUACACGGGACAUUAAUUAACAUACGCAAAUCCCUGAAAGAUGAUUGGCUGAAAUAUGAUAAUAAAUUAAUAGCUAAUGAGCUGGAAUUGCACAUAAAGGCGACAGCCAGCAGGCUAAAACUUUGUAGGGAUAGGGACCAGCAAGAGAGCGGAACGCUGCCGGACACCUACUAGAAGACACCUGCGCAAGAGAAGCCACCUGAGAAGCUACACUGAAACCCAGCAAAGGAAGAGCCGCUUGAAAACCAGUGGCUGUUACAGCAACAGCAGCAGCCCACCUAGGGUUCCAGGGUUGCCUUGGCAAUGACCGUUUCUGGCACCUGGCCAGCAGCAACAACCAACGGGCUUCUCUCUCUCUUACCUGAGGAGGAAGCAGCAGCGGACAACCCAGCAGCCCAUAACUCAUCAUCAGACAACGCUCCCAAACGUUGCUCACUAAAACUGACAUAGCAGAAGGACCAUUCCGGUGACGAGUCAGAAGGAUUUUAUAAAAGCUUCUAUGCUGUUUUUGAGUCACUUCAAUCAUCUCACUCGUUCCCAGAAUGAAAGAUUCACAAAGGUGGAAAACCCAGCUGGUUCUAUCACAUUAAUAUGAGGUAUCAAAGUAGAGAAAGACUGAAGCAGACAGAUUACUCCAACUCAAGCCAUUCGGUGUAUGAAAGAACUGGAGAGGCGUCGGUCUGCACUGCCCUUUAUACUCUGGUUUGGAACUUGAGGAGAACAAUUAUGCAUGUGCAGACCCAUGUACACGGCUUACUAAAACUCUCUAGACUAAGAUGCAUGGUUCAUAUGCAUACCCAUGUAUGGAAUUGACAUAGGGAUCCGAUCAUCGCUUGAAGAACAUAACCUUUCUCUACAUCAGUUUCCCAAUCUCUAAAAUGGAGAUAAUAAUAAAGUAAAACUGUACAAGA
Messenger RNA from Mauremys reevesii (Reeves's turtle), 3809 nucleotides. It is a transcript of the gene RWDD2A, whose product is annotated as RWD domain containing 2A. NCBI's taxonomy places the organism in Eukaryota, Metazoa, Chordata, Testudines, Geoemydidae. Gene Ontology annotation, molecular function: protein binding. The record is from RefSeq and is a predicted model, not a curated record. The coding region runs from base 475 to 1332 and encodes 285 amino acids. The transcript is spliced from 8 exons.